Messenger RNA from Parastagonospora nodorum SN15, 1230 nucleotides. RefSeq lists its product as hypothetical. Bases 1 to 1230 code for a protein of 409 amino acids. The record is from RefSeq and is a predicted model, not a curated record. Lineage: Eukaryota; Fungi; Ascomycota; Dothideomycetes; Pleosporales; Phaeosphaeriaceae. The transcript has 3 exons.
AUGACCAUCGUUCUACCGAUAAUCACUUACCAUCGUGCGAUUGACGCUCCACGCUCGAUCUCAACUGGAUCCCUAAAACUCCACGUCAAGAAGCAACAACCAGACAAGAUGGGUGUUGCGCCAGCGCCACAUCAGAAGAAGAGCGCGCCGACCACAAAGGAGAGAAGAGCAAAGACGCCAAAAGUAAACAAGGCGCCAAACUCCAGGGUUCGCAGCAAGGCAAGAUCAACGGCGUCAGCCCAGAAAAGCAGAUCGCGCGUCGGGCCCGGUACACGGGAUGGCGCAUCAAAGAAUCGUCCCAUCACAAUCGAUGAUGAUGACGACGCCGAAGCAGAGGAGGCUCUGUCACGAAGAGCAGACUUCAUGCAAGAUGGUUACCUUCCUUCUUCGACGGCGCCUUCAUGCCCGAGUUUCUACCAGCCACAAUCGCCGGCACUGGCAGUUCGGCGCACUUCUGCUCCCGGAAGAGCGGGGGUUGGAUCUCUCGGCAAAACAUAUGCAGCGACUUCCCCCAAAGCUCCGCGUGACGACCUCGACGGCGCUAGCUUCGAUCUGAACAACAUCUCAGAUUUCAACACAAGGAAGGAUGUUGCGCAGCUGAUGGCUGUCGCGCCAGGUUUGCCCAUCCAGGAUCUACAUGACAUGCUCCUCGAGCUUGGAGGUGAUUUCGCGGCCGCAAAAAGACAAGCUAUUAGGAGAAGCCGAGCACCCUCUGCGCGUCCGCCAGUCAAGCAUGGGCCUCCGUUGUUCAGAGCUCUGCCACAGCAGGCACUAAGUCAAGAGUCCGACGAUGGCGAUGAAGUCAUGAUCAAAAUCGACCCCAACCUAGACUUUCUCGAGUGGGACUCAGACGCCCCUCCAGAGCCAGAUCUCACCCCCAAGCGCCCCGCUCCCAAAAAGUCAAAACCCGCCAAACCAGGCCCGACGAAGUUGCGCCCCAAGGUCUCCUACUCAGGCUCCAACUCUAGAUCAAGCAUCAGCGUCCGUCGCAUCCAGCCCAGGCCACGAGGAGGCUCCAUCAACCGCUCCUUCAUCGUCCCGGACAACUUCGUGGAACUCGAAUCAGACGCUUCUUCUGCCGAGACCGAGAGGUCAGACAGUACAAACGACACCGACGUGCAGAUGGGCGGAACGGUGCCGGAGGAUGUGGAGGAUCUUAGGAUCAAUAUGCGGCCGCAGUAUUCGUAUAAUUCGAGAGAACUUGAAAAGGCGAAGGGGAAAAGGAGGUAG